This is a messenger RNA of Nerophis lumbriciformis (worm pipefish), 7743 nucleotides long. Lineage: Eukaryota; Metazoa; Chordata; Actinopteri; Syngnathiformes; Syngnathidae. The record is from RefSeq and is a predicted model, not a curated record.
AUGCCCGCCACGGAGAAGGACCUGGCCGAGGACGCUCCGUGGAAGAAGAUCCAGCAGAACACCUUCACCAGGUGGUGCAACGAGCACCUGAAGAGCGUCCACAAGCGCAUGCUGGACCUGCAGAAGGACUUGGCGGAUGGCCUGAGGCUCAUCGCGCUGCUGGAGGUCCUGAGCCAGAAGAACAUGUACCGCAGGUACCACGCCAGGCCCAACUUCCGCCAGAUGAAGCUGGAGAAUGUGUCGGUGGCACUGGAGUUCCUGGAGCGGCAACACAUCCGGCUGGUGUCCAUUGACUCCAAAGCCAUCGUGGACGGGAACCUAAAGUUGAUCCUCGGUCUGAUCUGGACGCUGAUCCUGCACUACUCCAUCUCCAUGCCAAUGUGGGAGGACGAGGAUGACGAGGAAGCCAGGAAGCUGACGCCCAAGCAGCGUCUUCUGGGCUGGAUCCAGAACAAAGUGCCCCAAAUGCCCAUCACCAACUUCCACCGUGACUGGAGGGAUGGAAAAGCUCUAGGAGCCCUGGUGGACAACUGCGCCCCCGGUCUCUGUCCAGACUGGGAAAUGUGGGAUCCGAGCCAGCCGGUGGAGAACGCCAGAGAGGCCAUGCAGCAGGCCGACGACUGGUUGGGUGUACCUCAGGUAAUUGCUCCAGAGGAGAUCGUGGACCCCAACGUUGACGAACACUCUGUUAUGACCUACCUGUCUCAGUUUCCCAAAGCCAAAUUGAAGCCAGGAGCCCCUUUGAGGGCCAAGACACUGCAUCCAAAAAAGGCCAAAGCAUUUGGGCCAGGCAUUGAACCUCGAGGUAAUGUGGUUCUCAAGCCGGCAGAGUUUCUAGUGGAAACGGUGGAGGCCGGACUGGGCGAGGUUCUGGUUUACGUGGAGGACUUGGAAGGGCACACGGAAGAGGCACGGGUGAUCCCCAACAACGACAAAAACCGAACAUACUCGGUAGUCUAUCUGCCCAAAGUGGAGGGUCUCCAUAAAGUAAAGGUUCUGUUUGCGGGCCAGGACAUCAAUGGUAGCCCCUUUAUGGUCCAUGUCUCCAAAGCCAUGGGGGACCCGAGCCGGGUGCAGGCCCGUGGCCCGGGACUGCAACACGUGGGAAACGUGGCCACCAAGCCUACCUACUUUGACAUCUACACGGCAGGCGCUGGCGCCGGCGAUGUGGGCGUGAUCAUCGUGGACUCGAAUGGUCGCAGGGACACCGUGGAGGUGGUCUUGGAAAACAGAGGCGAUAGCAUCUUCCGAUGCACCUACGUUCCAGUCCUGGAUGGGCCGCACACCGUUCAUAUCACCUUUGCAGGACAGGAGAUUCCCAGGAGCCCCUUCCCUGUCCUCAUAGCACAAGCCUGUAGCCCAAACGCCUGCAGGGCGUCCGGCCGAGGUCUGCAGCCCAGAGGUCUGAGGGUGAAGCAAGUGGCCGAGUUUAAAGUGGACACCCGAGGCGGCGGCACCGGCGAGCUCCGAGUUUCGGUGAAGGGACCGAAUGGCCUGGAGGAGCCCGUGAAGAUGGUGGAGGCGGACAACGGCAUUUACGAAUGUAACUACUAUCCGAUCGUGACGGGCAGUUACAUCAUCACCAUCACUUGGGGGGCUCACAGCAUCCCGCGCAGUCCGUUUGAGGUCUAUGUGAGCGAGGAAGCUGGGCCUCAGAAGGUGCGGGCUUGGGGUCCCGGUCUGGAGACGGGCCUGGUGGGCAAGAGCGCUGACUUCGUGGUGGAGGCCAUCGGGACGGAGGUGGGAACGCUGGGCUUCUCUAUCGAGGGUCCGUCUCAGGCAAAGAUCGAGUGCGAUGACAAAGGAGAUGGGUCAUGUGAUGUGAAGUACUGGCCCACCGAGCCCGGCGACUACGCCAUCCACGUCAUAUGUGACGACGAAGAUGUGAAAGACAGCCCCUUCAUGGCACGCAUUCUCCCUGCGGCCGUGGACCUCCACCCAGAAAAGGUGAGGUGUUACGGACCGGGUCUGGAACCCGUCGGCUGCAUGAUCAACAAGCCGGCAGAUUUCUCCAUCGACAGCCGAGGAGCCGGCGGCGGAAAGCUGAGGCUCUACGCUCAGGAUGCUGAAGGCUUCCCAAUUGAUGUGGAGAUUAGGGACAACGGCGAUGGGACAUUCUUGUGUGUUUAUAUCCCAAUAAAGCCUCUGAAGCACACAAUCAUUAUCACUUGGGAUGAAGUCAAUGUUCCCAACAGCCCCUUCAGGGUGAGCAUUGGAGAGGGGAGCCAUCCACAGAAGGUGAAGGUUUUUGGUCCCGGCGUGGAGAGAAAUGGACUGAAAGCUAAAGAGCCCACUUACUUCACAGUGGACUGCGGUGAGGCAGGGCAAGGUGAUGUCAGCAUUGGCAUUAAGUGUGCCCCCGGCGUGGUCGGACCCGCUGAGGCCGGCAUCGACUUUGACAUCAUCAAGAAUGACAAUGACACAUUCACGGUCAAGUACACUCCACCGGCACCGGGCCUGUACACUAUCAUGGUGCUCUUUGCUGACCAGGAAAUUCCAAUUAGCCCCUUCAGAAUAAAAGUGGAUCCUUCUUAUGAUGCUGCUAAAGUGAGAGCAGAAGGACCUGGACUCAGUAAAUCGGGUGUAGAAGCGGGAAAGCCGACACACUUCACUAUCUACACAAAAGGAGCCGGCAAAGCCCAGCCUGAGGUCCAUUUCGGAGGCAGAGCUACAGGUGACGUGGUGCGAGACUUUGAGAUCAUUGACAACCACGACUACUCAUACACAGUCCGCUACACCGCUGCCCACCAGGGAAGUUUGGUCAUCACUGUCCUCCACGGGGGUGACGCUAUUCCCAAAAGUCCCUUUCACAUCACUGUGGCUCCACCUCUGGAUCUCAGCAAGGUCCAUGUUGACGGUCUAAACAACAAGGUCGACGUCGGGAAGGAUCAGGAAUUCAGCAUCAGUACAUUGGGCGCCGGUGGUCAAGGCCAACUAGAAGUGAAAAUCAUAUCCCCAUCCAACCGACCGAUACCAUGCAAGCUGGAAUCUGACGCGGCCAAUGAAAGUUAUUCGGUGAGGUACAUCCCGCCAGAGGAAGGGCCUUAUAGUGUGGAAAUCAGCUAUGAUGGGAACCCCAUCCCGGGGAGCCCAUUGGCCGUGGAAGGCAUCUUGCCUCCUGAUCCAUCCAAGGUGCGAGCCUACGGUCCGGGUCUCCAGGGUGGCACGGUGGGCCAACCGGCCCCGUUUGCCAUAGAUACAAAGGGAGCGGGCACCGGAGGGUUAGGCCUGACGGUGGAGGGUCCCUGCGAAGCCAAGAUUGAAUGCCAGGACAACGGUGACGGAUCCUGCUCUGUGUCCUAUUUGCCCACUGAACCCGGCGAGUACAAUAUCAACAUCCUUUUUGCUGAGCAGCACAUCCCCGGCUCCCCCUUCAAGGCCGUCGUCCAGUCCAUCUUUGACCCCAGCAGGGUGACGGCCAGUGGGCCUGGUUUAGAGCGGGGAAAAGCCCACGAAGCCGGCUCCUUCCUAGUGGACUGUUCCAAAGCCGGAGAGGCUGAGCUCACCAUCGAAAUCAUCUCCGAGUCAGGCUCCAAAGCUGAAGUUCACGUGGAGAACAACGGCGACGGAACCUACUCCAUCACCUACAUCCCACAGUGUCACGGCGUGUACACAGUCACCAUUAAGUACGGUGGACACCCAGUGCCGAAAUUCCCCGCACAUCUUGAGGUGGAAGCCGCCCUCGACAUCAGCGGCGUCAAGGUCUUCGGACCUGGCGUGGAAGCGCGAGGAGUCCUGCGAGAAGUGCCCACACAUUUCAUCGUGGACGCCAAGAGUGUUUACCAGUCUUCUGUUAAAGUUUACAUUACGAAUCCUUCGGGCGCCAACACGGGCGCCUACAUUACAGACCAGGGUGACGGCACGUACCGAGUGGACUACACGCCGUUCGAGGAUGGUGUGCAUGUCAUCGAGGUGUUAGUGGAUGAUGACCCCUUACCAAAGAGUCCUUUCAGGGUGUCCGUGAGUGAAGGUUGUGAUCCGAGUCGAGUUCGAGCUUGCGGGCCGGGCCUGGAGGAGGGUCUGGUCAACAAGCACAACCGGUUUACCGUUGAGACCAGGGGUGCUGGCACCGGGGGUCUUGGGCUGGCUAUUGAGGGCCCCUCAGAGGCCAAAAUGUCCUGCAAGGAUAAUAAAGAUGGCAGCUGCAGCGUGGAGUACAUUCCCUUUACUUCUGGAGAAUACGAUGUCAACAUCACCUUUGGAGGACUUCCCAUUCCAGGAAGUCCAUUUCGAGUACCGGUGCGAGAGGUGGUGGACCCCGGCAAAGUGCGCUGCUCUGGACCUGGUCUCGGCAGUGGCGUUCGUGCUCACGUUUUUCAGACCUUCACGGUCGACAGCAGCAAGGCUGGUGUAGCCCCUCUGGAGGUCCAGAUAUUUGGGCCCACAGGUGUUACUGAGCCCGUGAGUAUUAUAGACAAUGGGGACGGGACGCACACGGUCAAUUACACCCCAGGCCACGAUGGUCCAUACACCAUAUGUGUCAAGUACGCCCAGCAAGAAGUCCCUCGAAGUCCUUUCAAAAUCAAGACCCUGCCGGCCCAUGAUGCCAGCAAGGUGCGUGCCAGCGGUCCCGGUCUGAAUUCGUCCGGCGUCCCUGCCAGUCUGCCGGUAGAGUUCACCAUUGAUGCCAGAGACGCCGGCGAAGGGUUGCUCACCGUUCAGAUCCUGGAUCCUGAGGCAAAGCCCAAGAGGGCCAACAUCCGGGACAACCGAGACGGAACAUACACAGUGUCCUACGUGCCAGAUAUGGCAGGCCGCUACACCAUCACCGUCAAGUAUGGCGGGGACGAGAUCCCGUAUUCGCCGUACCGUAUCCACGCCCUACCCACUGGGGACGCCAGCAAGUGUUUGGUCACAGGGUCCGGUGUCGGUCCCACCAUCCAGAUCGGAGAGGAAACCGUCAUCACUGUAGACGCAAAGGCUGCUGGGAAAGGGAAAGUCACAUGCAAGGUGUCUACACCGGAUGGCGGGGAGCUAGAUGUGGAUGUGGUGGAAAACACGGAUGGGACAUUUGACAUAUACUACACGGCGCCAGAACCCGGGAAGUACGUCAUCACCAUCCGCUUUGGGGGGGAGCACAUUCCUGACAGUCCCUUCCACGUAAUGGCGACCAAUGAUCCCAGGAUUCCUGUUAAUGGCAUGGAGGCCAUGUUGCGACCCUUCAGUCUGGUCAUUCCCUUUACCGUCCAGACGGGGGAAAUCACAGGUGAAGUGCGAAUGCCGUCCGGCCGCACAGCUCGCCCGCACAUCUCUGACAACAAGGACGGCACGGUCACCGUCAAGUACUCGCCGAACGAACGUGGCCUGCACGAGAUGGACAUCAAGUACGAAGGCCAGCACAUUCCAGGAAGUCCACUUCAGUUUUUCGUGGACGCCAUUAACAGUGGUCACGUGACAGCCUACGGUCCCGGUCUGAGCCACGGCAUCGCCAACACGCCGGCAGUCUUCACCAUCGCUACCAAGGAUGCCGGAGAAGGCGGUUUGUCUCUGGCGGUGGAAGGUCCGUCCAAAGCUGAGAUCAGUUGCAAGGAUAACAAAGACGGGACCUGCACCGUGUCCUACCUGCCCACGUCCCCUGGCGACUACAUUAUCAUCGUCAAGUUUGACGACAAACACAUCAACGGCAGCCCCUUCGCCGCCAAGAUCACCGGUGACGACCCUCUCGCCACCUCUCAACUCAACGUUGGCACGGCGACUGAUGUCUCCUUGAGGAUCAUGGAGACUGAUCUGGGGAGUCUGACGGCGACCAUUCGGGCACCGUCAGGGAGUGAAGAGGCAUGCCUCCUGAAGAGACUUCCCAACAGACACAUUGGCAUCUCAUUCACACCAAAGGAGGUGGGCGAGCAUGUAGUGAGCGUGAAAAAGGGAGGCACACAUGUGACCAACAGCCCAUUUAAAAUCAUGGUAGCGCAGUCUGAGAUUGGCGACGCCAGCAAGGUCAAAGUGUUUGGGGCGGGCCUGCUGGAGGGACGCACUUUCGAGGUGGCGCAAUUCAUCGUAGACACCAGGACCGCCGGUUACGGAGGUCUGGGUCUGUCGAUCGAGGGGCCUAGUAAAGUCGACAUCAAUUGCGAGGAUGUAGAGGACGGCACGUGUCGUGUCACGUACUGUCCCAGUGAGCCUGGUAACUACAUCAUAAACAUCAAGUUUGCUGACCAGCACGUCUCAGGAAGCCCUUUUACUGUAAAAAUGUUUGGUGAGGGCAGAAUGAAGGAGAGUAUCACCAGGAAGCGCCAGGCACCUGCCAUCGCCACCGUGGGAAGCACUUGUGACCUCAACCUCAAGAUUCCAGGUGAGGCGGCCCACCAGGAAAUGGCGGCUCAGGUGACAAGUCCGGGCGGCAAGUGCGAGGAUGCCGAGAUCAUCCGCGGCGAGGACAGCACGUACAGCGUACGCUUCGUGCCGCAGGAAAUGGGGGCGCACGUGGUGGACGUCAAGUAUCGCGGACAACAUGUGCCCGGGAGCCCCUUCCAGUUCACUGUGGGUCCCUUGGGAGAGGGCGGCGCCCACAAGGUGCGGGCUGGCGGCACCGGGCUGGAGCGUGGCGUGGCCGGCAUCCCAGCUGAAUUCAGCAUCUGGACCAGAGAGGCGGGUGCCGGAGGGCUCUCCAUAGCGGUAGAGGGUCCCAGCAAGGCAGAGAUAGCAUUUGAGGACCGCAAGGACGGUUCUUGCGGGGUCUCCUAUGUGGUCCAAGAGCCUGGAGACUACGAGGUCUCCAUCAAGUUUAACGACGAGCACAUACCAGAUUCUCCCUUCACGGUCCCCGUGGCCAGUUUGUCUGAUGACGCUCGCCGCCUAACCAUCACUAGCCUUCAGGACUCUGGACUGAAAGUUAACCAAGAAGCGUCCUUUGCAGUGCAACUGAACGGAGCCCGAGGACACAUAGAUGCCAAAAUCCACGCACCUUCUGGAGCCACAGAGGAAUGUUUGAUCACUCAACUGGACAUUGAUCAGCACGCCAUCCGGUUUGUCCCUAAAGAAAACGGUGUCCACUCCAUCGACGUUCGCUUCGGCGGAAGCCACGUACCUGGAAGCCCCUUUAAAAUCCGUGUGGGAGAGCCAGGCCAGGCGGGAGACCCCAGCAAGGUGUCAGCUUCUGGGGCGGGCUUGGAGAUCGGGACCACAGGUGUGGCAUCAGAGUUCAUGGUCAACACAUGUAAUGCUGGCGGCGGUGCUCUGUCCGUGACCAUCGACGGUCCCUCCAAAGUCCAGAUGAGCUGUCAGGAAUGCGCUGAGGGCUACCUGGUGUCCUACACCCCCAUGGCCCCCGGUAGCUACCUGAUUUCCGUCAAGUACGCAGGAGCCCAGCACAUCAUCGGCAGCCCCUUCAAGGCCAAAGUUUCAGGUCCUCGCUUGUCCGGAGGUUCCAGUCUUCACGAGACCUCGUCAGUACUGGUAGAAACCGUCACUAAGUCGUCGUCUGGAAAGAUGGGCGCUUUCGCUUCCCUGCCGAAAUUCUCUUCGGAUGCCAGCAAGGUGAUCCCUAGGGGGUCCGGCCUGUCCAAGGCCUUUGUGGGACAGAAAAACUCCUUCAUGGUGGACUGCAGCAAAGCAGGAAGUAACAUGUUGAUGGUGGGGGUCCACGGCCCCAGGGCCCCGUGCGAGGAGGUCUACGUCAAGCACGCGGGCCACAAGAUGUACAAUGUGACGUACACGGUAAAAGAAGCAGGAAACUACAUCCUCAUGGUCAAAUGGGGUGACGCCCACAUACCCGGUAGCCCCUUUCACGUCACGGUGCCGUGA